AAUGUUCUGUUGAGAAGGAGUCUGUCAGUAGGUUUUUAUUUGGAAAUGGAGCUUUCAUCAGUUGGCACCUGUUCUGAAAUUUCCGUUCACAUGUUUCCCCCAGUGUUUUGUUAUUCACCGGCUCCUUGUCUCUCUGAAGUAUAGACAGAAUACCGCGGAACAGAGUGGGUUUGAUGUUCAGUACAUACUGUGCAUGGACUGGAUACCACCAUUCACACACUAGGAGAGCACACUGUGGCUUCUGUCUGCAAAAUCUUACUCCUAGCUGAGGUUCCAUUUACAAUGUUUGAUUUCUGGUAGUGGAAUUUGUUUUGGUUUGGCUCAGUUACUAUUCACUGAAGCAGGCAUCUAUUAAAAGGCAGGGACCGAGAGAUGCUUCAAUCAGGUGGUUUCUUCCUACUUAAGGAAUCGUGUUUUGCCAAUUCCAUCGUCAACAUUUAACUGCGGCUAGAAAGCUAAUAAAGAAUUGAUGACUCACAGCAAGGAAACUGCAACUAACAUUCAAAGACUGCUUUGGAGAGAGAGACUUCAAUUUUCUGACAAACUGUUUGUUUCCAGGAGCCUGGUGAUCAUCAGCACACUGGAUGGGCGGAUUGCUGCGCUGGACCCCCUGAACGAGGGCCGCAAACAGUGGGACUUGGAUGUGGGCUCUGGCUGCCUGGUGUCCUCCAGCCUCAGCAAACCCGAGGUGUUUGGGAAUAAGGUGUUCAUCCCAUCUCUGGACGGAGCGCUGUUCCAGUGGAACAGGGACCGGGAGAGCAUGGAAGCCGUCCCCUUCAACGUGGAGUCCCUGCUGGAGUCCUCCUACCGCGUGGGAGAAGACACUGUGUUGGUGGGCGGCAAGUCCCUCACCACGUACGGCCUGGGAGCCUACAGCGGAAAGCUGAAGUAUAUCUGUUCAGCAGUGGGCUGCAGUCGCUGGGGAGAGGAGGAGGUGGAAUCGGAGGACAUGCUCUUGCUGCAGCGAACACAAAAAACCGUCAGAGCUGUGACCCCUCGCAGCGGCUUUGAGAAGUGGAACUUCAGCGUGGGCAACUUCGAGCUGAAAUUCGUUCCUGAGACUCGGUCCCAGUUCAGCUUCUUGGAGGGCGAGACGGCCAGUAAGGAGGUGUGGCAUGAAGUUCAGAGCGACGCUCCCCGCGUGAUCCUGGAGGAGUCGGAAGGGUGUGCUCAGAGUCCCGGUGGCGCACGCGCCCAGGCCGACGCCCUCGACCUUGUCAUCAAGGUGUCCGUCCCAGACUGGAAGGUGAUGGCGUUCACCAGCGAGGUGGGAGGACGGCUCAUCUGGGAGCAUCAGUUCUGCACGCCCAUCGCCUCAGCCUGGCUCGUUGGAGGGGGCAAGGUGACGCCCAUCAGCUUGUUUGAUGAUACCACCUACACCACCCAGCCAGAAAGGGAGCCUCAGGAGGAGGAUGAGGAGUUCAUGGAGGAAGCACGCGGAGCCACCGAGUCGAGCGUCUACCUGGGGAUGUUCCAGGGUCAGCUGUAUCUGCAGUCGUCCGUCAGAAUGUCUGAGAAGUUCCCAUCGAAGGCCAAAGCCCUCGAUGGACGCAGGGACAUCAUCCCUCCGCCAACCGUCAAAUGGAAGCCCCUCAUCCACUCCCCGUCACGUACGCCAGCGCUGGUGGGUUCCGAGGAAUUUGAUAAGUGUCUCAACAAUGACAAGUACUCCUAUGAGGAGUACAGCAACGGGGCCCUGUCUAUACUGCAGUACCCUCACGAUAAUGGAUACUACUUCCCAUAUGGUUCUCAGUACCGCCCUCGGCGGGAGCUGACAGCCAUGAGCGUGUUGCAUCCGGACAAGGCUGGAGGGGCAAGGAUGAGGAGGAAGGACCCCGUGCUGCUGCUGCCCUGGUGGAAGGAGAUCUUGGGCACGAUCAUCUUCUGCAUCGCUGCUACCACCUACAUUGUUCGCAAAUUCUUCCAUCCACACACAACACACACACGGCAGCGGAAAGAGUCAGAGACCCAGUGCCAGACGGACAGCAAGUUUGAGCUGGGUGUCCCUGAAGCCAGGGACAGCACCCCAGAGUCCCGGCUGAGCGAAUAUGUGUCCAGGUAUCUGACGGACUUUGAGCCUGUGCAGUGUUUAGGCCGAGGGGGAUUUGGCGUGGUGUUUGAGGCACGGAACAAAGUGGAUGACUGCCACUAUGCCAUUAAGAGGAUCCGCCUACCCAACAGGGAAGUGGCCCGUGAGAAGGUGAUGCGGGAGGUGAAGGCACUGGCCAAGCUGGAGCAUCCAGGUAUUAUCCGUUACUUCAAUGCCUGGCAGGAGAGCCCCCCUCAGGGCUGGCAGGAGGGCAUGGACCAGCGCUGGCUUAGAGAUGCCAGUGCCACCGACUGGCCGCUCAGCUCCCCAGACCACAUGGAGGCGUUCUCCGUCAAGGUCCCCGUCUCCACGCCCUCUCCACUGGACGUGCCGUGUGCGUUCUUGCCCGCUGGCAGCGCUCCCACUGCUGCUCGCGAUCACGUGUGCGUGGACGGUCUGGGGCCGGACAGCAUGAUGUCAGACCAGGACAGCCACUGCGACCAUGACCCCGUCCUUGAUCUGUCAGAGUCGCCCCACUCCUUUGAACUGUGCCCCCCACGCACGGUCGCCCAUGCCGACUGCACCUCCUCCUCCUUCGACAUCGUUUUCCAGGACUCUGGCUGCGACCAGCGUGACAGCGACGCUGACUUCAGUCGGACCACGCCCGUUCGGACGGGGUACCUCUGCAGCACCCGUUCCCGCUCUGUCUCCGCCUCCGAGUCCCACCCCCCUGUGCCGUCGGGCCCCUCCUCCUCCUCUCCUCCGCGGCCCACCUCCCUGAACCUGAUGGCGUGCCCAGCCACCCCCGCUGCACGCCCGCCCCUCACGCCUAAGGUUUACCUGUACAUCCAGAUGCAACUGUGCAGGAAGGAGAACCUGAAGGACUGGAUGGCUCAGCGCUCUCAGGCCGAGCUCAGGGAGCAUGCGCAGUGUCUCGCCAUCUUCCUUCAAAUCGCGGAGGCCGUCGACUUCAUACACAGCAAGGGGCUCAUGCACAGAGACUUGAAGCCCUCUAACAUCUUCUUCACGCUGGACGAUGUUGUGAAAGUAGGGGACUUUGGGCUGGUGACGGCCAUGGACCAGGAGGAAGAGGAUGACGACGAUCUGAGCACCCUCACGCCCAUGCCAGUCUAUGCCCGCCACACAGGACAAGUGGGCACCAAGCUCUACAUGAGCCCCGAGCAGUUAUCAGGCAACUCGUAUUCUCACAAGGUGGAUAUUUACUCUCUGGGGCUGAUUCUCUUUGAGCUGCUCUACCCAUUCCGCACACAGAUGGAGAGAGUCCGGACUCUCACCGAAGUCCGAGCACUGCAGUUCCCUGCCAGUUUUGACAAAAACAACGUCCAGGAGGCUAAGAUGGUACGCUGUAUGCUCUCUCCGGUGCCAGCGGAGCGUCCCAAGGCAUCAGAGAUCACAGAGACGCCACUGUUUCAAGAGCUGGAGGUGCCCUGCAGAAUCAGACAGCGUUCCCGAACAUGCAGCGCAUCCUCCACGGGCCGGCCAUCUCGGCAGGUCUCCAGCUCAAGCUAAAUCUCAGCCAUGCGCACACAAUCUCGCACAACUCUCUCCACAUGUACAGCAACUCACUUGGAGGUGCAGCAGAUCCCGUCCCCGCUCGUGCUCAAAUGUACACGCUCAUCUUUUAGCUUCUGUGGUACUGAUCAGCAGACAAAAAGCAUCUCAGCUCAUCGUUGUCUCUUCCUCUGCCCUACAAACAAACUUAUGCCUUCAGUGUGACUCAGGCACAUAUCAGACACACAUGCUGCCCUACAGAACAUCCCUCUUUGCUGAGGGAGGGCCCUCAGUUCUCAGUUUGCCCCACCUCCUUCCAUCCUGUAGCAGCUGAUGACAUUCACUCAGGAGAGAAGAUUCUAAACCAACUGCUUGACUUUCUGAAGCUCUGUGAUUCAUGCAUUACCAUCCUUUUUUUUUUUUUUUAUACCUCAGUUACUGUAGAUGCACCACGCACACCCAUGUGGAAUCAACUGAGGAUUGUGGAGGAAAUGGAACGUUUUUCUGAGCAGUAAUUAACAGUGAAUAUCAAGCAGCCUCGAAACGCUGUACUUGGCAUGGCAUUUAAAAGCAACUUGUGCAAGACCUGCUUCCUGUGAAGCAACAACAUGACAAAUGCGCUUUUGUGUGAACCUUUGUGUGUUUGGGUUCUCUCUUCUCCGUUGUACAUAGACUAAUUUCCAGUGAGUGAGAAUCUUGAGGAUGGUUUGUGCUGAGGUGGGAUGCAUGGAGUGUAAGGCACAAAAGCCAGUCACUGACAAAUAGGAAUAGUGUAUCUGGCUUAGAAAUGGAGAAAUCUAUGGACUUAUCAUUUAUGGUGAAGAAAUAUUGUUUCUGAAAAGUGAAAUGAGACUGAAAAGUAUAUGGACUUAUGAAGAGCAUGAUUUUUCUAUGAUGAGAGCUACGAUUGAUUCGUUUUACUCGUAAUAACUAGGGGGAAAAAUUAGAUUUUUUGAAUCUAUGGAUGUAAAGAUCAAAGUGUAAAGUACUUCAUUUCAUUUUUCAUAAAAAAAACAAAAAAAAACAACAAAAACAAACCACCAAAAGACUACACUGAAACAGUGGGGGUUACUUACUGUAUCUGAGUUGGAAUUUCUCCUUAGUUCAUAAGAAUGAGAUUAGAGUUCAUGGAACUGACUUUCAACAGCAAGUGCUUUAGCCAGACAUGGAUAUGUAGGAUAAUCCAGCAAGAGAAAUUACUUUAACCAAAUAACACACCCAUAAUUGUAAAAUAUGAAGUAAUAAUUUAAGGUUUUUUCCCUUAAAGAAUUUUUAUUAAUGGUGAUUUUUUUUUUUUUUUUUCUCCUUUUAUGAUGCCAUUUUCCCUAACUGAUUCUGCACGUUUGCCCUUAAGAAAUAACUGUUAAACUGCCCUGAGAGUGUGGAGAAUAGUCUUGAUGUGUGCGUGUGUACAGCGCUGCUUGAAGGAGCCGUUAAUAGCACUAGGUGCCUGUCCCCCUGCCCGAACUGUGGAAUGGACAUGAGAUUAUAACCAGGCAUCUUUAGUCAUACCUGAACAUACUAUCUGGGACUGUAGUCCAGAACAUCAGGGACCUCUGCUAACCUUUUCUCUUUUACCCUCAUAAUGCUGCCUUUCAUUUAUCCGUUUGAGCACAGCUACAGUGUUUCUUCUGGCAGCAUGCCAGUGGGGGACAGUGGAAAAUGUUCGUUCAUUCAUGCUGUUGGUAUGUAGCCACAGAACAAGACUUCUCUAAAGGUAUAUUGGUGUUCAGUGAUGUAAUUCUCAACUCAGCCUAACUUUGUGUGAAUAGUUAAUGUUAACAAUUACCUUGCACAAGUUCCGUCUGCUUCUUCCCCCCCCCUUAAGUGUCAUUGUAAUUUGAUGACUAAUUAAUGUUCAGUUUCAAUCUGUUUGGCCAUCAUUAUUGUACUUGAUCUGAAACCGUUUCAGGUUCAAUCUCAUGCUCGGCCCACUUUGCUGGCUUUCCUCUAAUUUAUGACCUGUGUCUUUGGACACAGUCUUCUCUCCUCCUGCCCAUGUAAAUAUGUUGUUUUUAUUUGUUCUUUGCAGAAUCAAUCCUUUUGGGUUGGUGGAUGUUAUAUAAAUACAGAAUGAAUACACUUCAUGCAAUGGAGUGUGUUUGGAAUAUUGUGACUUCUUACAAGUCAAUUUAAUAAACCUUCUAUGACCUUUUGUUAAUUAA
Electrophorus electricus (electric eel) is the source of this 5706-nucleotide messenger RNA. NCBI's taxonomy places the organism in Eukaryota, Metazoa, Chordata, Actinopteri, Gymnotiformes, Gymnotidae. The record is from RefSeq and is a predicted model, not a curated record.